CCCUCCUCCGCUGAGGGAAACUCUCAGAAACACACUCCACCACAACCUCCACCUUCAGAGCCCUUAAGAGGAACCCACACACACUCAUAUGCACGCGCGCACACGCACACAUGCACACGCUCACGCGCGCGCUCUCAGUGAAAGUCAGGACGCGAGCAUGGCGCAGGGGCACACCGCUCCGCGCGCCUUCACCAAGCGCCGAGUUUAAUCGGAUCGACCUGUAGUCUAGUGCGUGCGUGCGUGUGCGUGUGUGUGUCUGAGAGAGAGAGAGAGAGAGAGAGAGUGUGUGUGUGUGUGUGUGUGUGUGUGUGUGUGUGUGUGUGUGUGUGUGUGUUCUCUCCCGAUAUGAAGCGGAGCUCAGCGCUCGGAUGGCUGCUCUUCUGGACUUUAUUUCCAGCGGGAUCAUUAUUACUAAACCGGGAGAAACCGAAACACUGCAGCAAGGAAGAGACGAGAGAGCUGAACUCGUUCCUGUGGACGGUAAAGCGUCCUCCCCCUCAGCCGCCCUCCUACCUGUUCGGUACGAUCCAUGUGCCGUACACACGCGUGUGGGACUUUGUGCCUGAGAGCUCGAAGCGUGCAUUUCAGAGCAGCACGAGCGUGUUCUUCGAGCUCGACCUCACCGACCCCGUGACCGUGUCCAAGCUGGCCAACUGUCAGCUCUUACCUAACGGCGAGAGCCUGAGGAGUCUGCUGCCUCGGGACAUCUACCUCCGACUGAAGCGCCACCUGGACUACGUGAGGCACAUGAUGCCGGCGUGGGUGAAGGCCGAGCAGCGCUUCUACGCCGACUACCUGUUCAAGGCCAUCGCGGGAGACUGGGAGCGCAAACGGCCUGUCUGGGUGAUGCUGAUGGUGAACUCGCUAACGGAGUGGGACGUGAGGUGGCGUGGAGCGCCUGUUCUCGACCUGUUCCUCGCCCGCGAGGCUGAGCGCAUGGGCAAGAAGACUGGAGCCGUGGAGAACGUUGAGGAGCAGUGUCAUCCGCUGAACGGGCUCAGCUUUUCCCAGGUUCUGUUUGCGCUGAAUCAGACGCUGCGGCAGCAUGAAGGUGUGCGUGAGGGAAGUGUUCAGGGUCCCUUCAGCACCGAGGACCUCAUCACACACUACAACUGUGGAGACCUCAGCUCCAUCAUCUUCAACCACGACACCUCACAGCUCCCACACUUCCUGAACAGUUCUCUGCUGGAUCACGAGCGCUCCACGGCGCAGCAGAUCGACAGCUACCUUCGCCAGGAGCUCAUCUACAAGCGCAACGAGCGAAUGGCGCGCCGCGUCUCCGCCCUCCUUCGGAGGAGCCCCUCCCAGACCUUCUUCUUCGCCUUCGGCGCUGGUCACUUCCUGGGCAACCACAGUGUCCUAGACAUCCUGCGGCAGGAGGGCUAUGAGGUGGAGCACACAUCGGCCCAGGAGCCUGCUACAACGAGCUGGCCAGGGAUGGAAGGUACCACCGUGACACAGAGCGGGGGAGGUCCUGAUGCGAUGACCGAGGGGACGUCAGAACCUCCUGAGGUAGAAGAGGAGCUGCCCCACCUGCUGGAGCCGGACAGUUUGAGUCAGCUGGAGGAGUUUGGGAGGCACCAGCGCCCCCGUAAGGCCCAGAGGCCUCACAGCAGGGAGCGUCUCUUCAGCGACCUGUGGGUGCGAAUCGGAUACAGCACGACUUCACUUCCGGAUAUACGGGAAACCAACAACGACGUGACGACCAGAACUUCUCUAAAGCUGCAGAAAGAUCAACAGAGGAGAAGAUCGUCACUCAGUCAUCGACAGGAGACUCCGCCCCCCAGCUCAACGGGCGUAGCCACGCCCACUCCUGGCUACACGCUGCCUUUUCUGCUCACGUGCCUUCUUAUACAAGUGCUGCUGCUGCUGCGCUUCACGUCUUGACCACAAGAGGGAGCCAGUAAACACACAAUUCACACAUAAAAAUCAUUAGAAACGAUAUAGACGAUUGUUUUUGUAGUAAUGUUGGGUGCAAUUAGCUAUAUAAAACAACAAUAACAACAGCAAGUAAAGCCUGAUUCGAAAUGAAGUACACGUGGACGUCACGUCACGCCACGCACUUGAAGUGAUCGGACGAUUCUCAUACGGAAUAAAAUACACCAGUUCCCAAACAUGACCACAGACCAAAGCUGAGUCUACUCGUCGUUAAUACGCUUUAUACUUAAAUACACUUCACAAACAUUAGUAAGAUUUCCCGUGAAUUAAACUGAUCUAAAUCCAACAAUUCAUUAAUCGUAGUGCCUCAGAUGAAACGAAUCCAGCUCUUCUAGUGCCUUAAAGUGUAGUUUAGGUGAAAUGCUGCUCAAUAAGACCAUAAACAUAUCACCAUCCUCUGAAAAAAAAAAACAAUAUGACAAAGUUCCAUCACCAGCCUCUCUCCAAACGAAUACGACUACAAACAAACAAACAAACAAACAAACAAAAAAGCAUUUUUGUCAUGUCGCAGAGAAAACCGCAAACUGUAAAUACCUCUUCAUCCUGAAGAUGUCAAUGAACAUUAUAGCUUUACCUCGGACUGUCACAAAGCUCUGACACUGGAGACUCCUUCCGUACGUGUUAAAUAAACGUCUCCUUAGGGAAAACUUCACCGUAUCAACAAUCACACGCAUUAAAAAAAAACAAAAAAAAAACAUUUUCCGUACGAGUCCACGUCAACGAGCUGUUACUAUAGAAACGAUAACGUAUUAAAACGAGUGCGUUAAUACAAACCUGACAUUUGCAGCUGCGCUACUAUCAGAGCUGCUGAUAUAGGCCUAGAAAACCUUCGGACCAAUCAGAAGCCAGAAUCUUACAGCGACAUCGCUAAAAUAGUGCCGUGAAAUGGAUGAACAAUUCUGAAGCAAUAAAAUCCACCAUCUUACAAAUAGAAUGAUUGGAUGAAAAAAACAACGAAAGGUUUAACAGCUAAAACAACUCAAAGGGAAUUCAUAAUAAUAAUAAUAAUAAUAAUAAUAAUAAUAAUAAUAAUAAUGUGAUAACUGACAGAGUUCACACACUUUUGUUUUGUACAAUUUGUUCAUAAAGAAAUAUUGUAUAUUUAUUAUUUCUUGGAGAGUAUAUUUUCAUGCAUUUGUCAAA
Ictalurus punctatus (channel catfish) is the source of this 3081-nucleotide messenger RNA. RefSeq names its product TraB domain containing 2B (gene trabd2b). Bases 346 to 1887 code for a protein of 513 amino acids. Gene Ontology annotation, molecular function: metalloendopeptidase activity; Wnt-protein binding. The record is from RefSeq and is a predicted model, not a curated record. The transcript is spliced from 7 exons. Gene Ontology annotation, cellular component: organelle membrane. Gene Ontology annotation, biological process: negative regulation of Wnt signaling pathway. Lineage: Eukaryota; Metazoa; Chordata; Actinopteri; Siluriformes; Ictaluridae.